Molecule: messenger RNA, 2585 nt
Organism: Scatophagus argus
Lineage: Eukaryota; Metazoa; Chordata; Actinopteri; Scatophagidae
Product: vascular cell adhesion protein 1-like
Exons: 8
Coding region: 893-2290 (465 amino acids)
Source: RefSeq, a predicted model, not a curated record
AUUGUGCAGACAUGUAUUUUGUUUAUUUAUUUGGUUCUCUGAAUUUUCAGGAAAUACUAUAAAUGUUAUACAAGCUAUGUGAUAGCCGAGAGGGAAACAGGAAUAAAGAGGAUGCAGGAACGAUCCAGUUGCUGCUUUGGGAGGCUGCUUACUUACUGUUAUGAGUUUAUAGGAGAGAUUUCAAUUCAAUGAAUUCUCAUGUAUAAGGGAUCCUUCCAAAUGAAAAACAGAUUGGACCAAUAAAAAGUCCAAUGAGUUCUUGUUUUUAUAAUUGGAAGAAAAUACAUGGCAUUUUUUCCCACCACUUUUCCUGUAUGUUUGUGUAUGGAGAAUAAUAAAAACAGAUUUAGCUUCAAUAAUCUGUGUAAAAAAUCUUUCCAUUUGUCUUCUGGAGUUUACACAAAUAAGAUUUGGAAGAAGUGAUGAAAACGUUUCCCCUCACUGAUCUCACAUCAGAGCAGCAGUGCUAAACAGCAGUGAUGAAAUGUUACCACGGUGACGGGCCACAAGUCAGCCACUGUUGGUUACAUGCGAGCAUGUUCAAGUUUUCACUCGGGUCAAUGUAUCGGCAUCGAUCAGCAUCUUCGUCAUCAUCACCAGGAUUUGUGUGAGGAAGAGAAAUACUUACAGGAGAAAAGUAAAAGAGAAAACCUCCAGUGUUUGGUGAUAUGAAAACCACCUUGCUCCGUGGUCUCACAGCAGGAAGUCAGCGUGGUUACAAAUUACAACAGCUAAAGAGGGAAGUCGGUUUGUUGAACUGCUGCAGCCCAAAUGUGUAAAAUUCAUUUUCACCACUGAAAGAAUCGCCGCUCUUUUUGUUGUGGGCUUUGUCUGUGAGGCAAAAUUAUUUACUGAUUUUACUUCCUAUCAGAUACAGAGAGAGUGUUUGUACAUGCAGGCGAUGGGGGUCACUGCAGUCGUGUCUGGGAAUAUGGUGACAGCCAUCACGCUGAGUGUCGUCUUUGUUUCAGGUGUUUUGGCUGCUUGUCCUGGUGAUUCAGACCUCUUCAUUACUGCACCAAAGAAGAUGGAAGCACUGAAUGGAUCUUGUUUGCAAAUCCCAUGUAGCUUUACAUUUCGGUCAGAACAAGAGUUUGACGGCAGCAGAAAAACCUUUGGAGUGUGGAUUAAAAGUAACCCAUUUUUUGGCAGCAAACCAGAAAAUGUGAUCUUCAACAGUAGUGAGACAGUUAAAACCUAUCCAAUGAGGAUUACUGGAAACCUGAGUGAGAAAGACUGCACCACUCUGUUUUCCAGUUUAUUAACAAGUUACACAGACAGGUACUACUUCAGAGCUGAGAAUCGACCACUCGUGGCGACAGAUAUUUGUGAAUCUGUUCAAAUAAGAGUUCAAGAUUCUCCUCCGAGGCCCAGAAUUGAGAUCUCAGGUGAGAUCUCAGGUGAUCUGAAGGAGGAGCAGUCUGUCACUAUAACCUGCUCAGCUGUCACUCCCUGUCCACACUCCCCUCCUCAACUCACCUGGAGUCUCCAACAAGACACUCGCAACAACACGGAGGAAAACGCAGAUGGAACCUUUACAACUAAAAUCCAGGAGACCAUCACUCUGUCAGACCAACAUGAUGGAAACAACAUCACCUGUUCUGCCACAUAUCCUGUGAAUGAAGGAAAAGAUGUCAGGACGGCCCAGGAGACAAAGACUCUCAGUGUGUCAUAUGCUCCCAAGGACACCUCAGUGUCCAUCAGUCCAUCAGGUUUGGUGUCAGCAGGUAGCUGGGUGAACCUGACCUGCUCCAGCAGAGCCAAACCUCCUGUCAGCUUCAGCUGGUUCAGGAUCAGCAAAGAUGGACCCACGUUGGUAUCUGAAGGACACUUUUACAGCUUUAAUGUGACAGAAGGAGGAGUUUAUUACUGCGUGGCCACAAAUGAGCUUGGCAAUCACUCAUCAAUAAUCCGUAUUGAUAUUGAAGGAGCUCCUGCUGGCUCUCAAUGGCAAGCAGUUGUUGGAGGGAUCAUCGGGAUCAUGGUGCUCAUCGGUCUGCUUGUUGUUCUUGUUUGGCUUUUAAAGAAGAAACGUUCUGCUCCACAACAGACUCCACAACAGACUCCACAACAGACUCAGAGCCAGACAGAAGCAGGAGAAGAAAACAUCCAUUACGGAGAGAUCGACUUCUCCAAGCGGAGACCCGAACCGUCCUCGUCCUCAGUGCGGGACAGCAGACAGCAGGAGGACACGCUGUAUGCGCAGGUCAACACGUCCAAGCCGGCCAACAGCUCAACACCGACUGCUGGCGGCACAGACGAUAUCUACGCUCAAGUGAAGAAGCAAUGAGUUGUCUUGUUCGUGUCAAGACAUAAAAUACUUUUCAACAGAGUUCAGAUUAACUGCCUUCAGUUUGGAAACGGCUGUCAGAGACUCCAUAUGUGUCGCGACAAGGCUAAGGGCUAAGAGCUUAUUUGCAUUAGAGCUAAGGGCAGGUGGUGAUGCCAGAGUGAUGUGGAUGAUCUGUCCAUAAGUCCUCAUGCUGUACUGUAUCCACCUUUUAACUGAACAACUGAAGCCAUUGUUCCUGCAUGUAUUUAUUCACUCUGCUGUAAUAAAGAGCUUUAUAACCACCUUCCGUGAA